This is a messenger RNA of Phasianus colchicus (ring-necked pheasant), 4064 nucleotides long. Lineage: Eukaryota; Metazoa; Chordata; Aves; Galliformes; Phasianidae. The record is from RefSeq and is a predicted model, not a curated record.
GUACAAGUUAACCUAUGGAUGAAACCGCAGAGCUAAUCACUUGAAUUGGAUAUCAAAGCAGAGUAAAAUUAAUAUGAAGCAAGGCAUUUUUUGUAUUCUCUACCAGUUAAAAACUUCAGUUUAAAGAUUCAGGCAGUCUGGUGACACAGGCAGUUUAGAUGCCAUCAGGGACCAUCGCCAUAGCUGAUCUGUGGAAGUGCCACUGACAACAUCUCUGUCCCUUUCCUCUUGCAGUAUCGCUCGGGGCGGGACGCUCAGCGAGGCUCAGACAACGUUUCCAAUAAGUCCUCAGACAGCGAUGUCAGCGAUGUCUCAGCAGUGUCUCGGACGAGCAGCGCUUCUCGUUUCAGCAGCACGAGCUACAUGUCUGUCCAGUCAGAGCGGCCUCGGGGAAACAAGAAAAUAAGCAGACAGAUGGGCGCCUCAGGAAAGAACAUGACUAAGAGCACCAGCAUCGGUGGGGACAUGUACACGCUGGAGAAGAACGACGGUAGCCAGUCAGACACGGCUGUGGGCACCGUUGGUGGAGGCAGCAAGAAGAGACGCUCCAGCAUCGGCGCCAAGAUGGUGGCCAUCGUGGGUCUCUCGAGGAAAAGCCGUAGCACAUCGCAACUCAGCCAAACUGAGGCGGGGGGUAAGAAGCUGCGAAGCACCGUCCAGAGGAGCACUGAGACAGGGCUGGCUGUGGAGAUGAGAAACUGGAUGACCCGCCAGGCCAGCCGGGAGUCGACGGAUGGGAGCAUGAACAGCUACAGCUCCGAGGGAAAUUUGAUUUUCCCUGGUGUGAGGUUGGCUGCAGACAGCCAGUUUAGUGAUUUUCUGGAUGGGCUUGGUCCUGCCCAGCUUGUAGGGCGACAGACAUUGGCAACACCAUCAAUGGGAGAUAUCCAGGUAGGAAUGAUGGACAAGAAAGGACAAUUGGAAGUAGAAAUUAUCCGAGCCCGUGGCCUUGUUGUAAAACCAGGUUCAAAGACACUGCCAGCACCAUAUGUAAAGGUGUAUCUAUUAGAAAAUGGAGUCUGCAUAGCCAAAAAGAAAACAAAGGUAGCAAGAAAAACGCUGGAACCACUUUAUCAGCAACUUCUAUCAUUUGAAGAAAGUCCCCAAGGAAAAGUUUUACAGAUAAUUGUUUGGGGAGACUAUGGACGUAUGGAUCACAAAUCCUUUAUGGGAGUGGCACAGAUACUUUUAGAUGAACUGGACCUGUCCAACAUGGUGAUUGGGUGGUUCAAACUCUUCCCUCCUUCUUCCCUUGUAGACCCAACUUUAGCUCCUCUCACCAGAAGAGCUUCCCAAUCAUCUCUUGAAAGUUCAACAGGACCUUCGUAUGCUCGCUCAUAGCAGCUGUGAAACUGUUGUCAUAGCAACCAGCGUUACAAAAAAAAAAAUAAAUUACAGGUCGCAAACCCUGGUAACACUGCAUGCUUAAUGUUGUGUCUUCUGAGCCUGUUUCUAGGGCUACAACGCGAUCCUGUGUUCUCAAGGAAGUUGCACACAUUGUGCCCUACAGAAGGCCCUCAGGUGAAGGACUGAAGUCAUGAAGAACUGAUAGGUUUGGAGUUCAGGGACACUCAGUUUUGGUCCAAUCUGAAGCCAUGGACUAAACUAAAAGAAUCAAUCUGUUUCAUGCAACAAAAGUCCUUUUCAAUGGCAUAUCUAUUUUGUUGCUCCUGUUUCUUUAUCUGCCCUCCCCUCCUAAAGCUUGGUUAUGCCACAGAAAUGGAGUUACCCUCCCGUGAAGCCAUGUUUCAAGUUGGUGAAAUUGCAGACGUUAGAAGAAAAGAAGAAUGUAAAGGAUGCUGGAAAAGUCAGCCAUCAUUUGAAACAGUUACUUGAGAUCUGAAAACUCUUCACAAAGGUUCAAGACUUAAAGUGGUGGGCUUCAAACAUCCAGUUAUAGAUACAGUGAAACCCCAGAUAUGAUGGACUCUGAAAAAUAAAAUUCUGUGGAUAUACUGUACUGUAUGAAAUUAAAGAAACUUUUUUGCAUGGACACAGAUUUAGCUGAACACUUAAAUUAUUUUCUUGGGGCUGCAACUUGCAAAAAAACAAAAGAAUAAAUCAGCCAUUUUCAACAGUUUAUAUUAUUUUUAAAAAUAAAUUUCACUAGUGCAUGGUUUUAAAGGGAAGAGAAUGCAACAGGGUGAUACAAAGACACACCACGUUUAUCAUUCUUUAAACCAGUCAUGGUCUGUAUUUUUGCAGACGUAUAUUAAAAAUAAAAAAUAAUUUCUAGCAAAUACUUAAAAUUCUGUUUAUGUGACAAGAAAUAAGUGUAAUAUAUUAAAUUUAUUUAAAUGUAAAAGGUACAAGCCUUGUAAAGUUCAACAUAAUGUGCAAAUUGUACACUUCUUUUACCUCCUCCUUUUUCUCCUUUCAGUCUCCCUUCUUCCUUUUGCUCUUUUCCCCCUCCGCCUCCCACAAUGAUCAUCAUAUUCAAAAUGGCUACCUUUUGACUUAUUACUCUCUUACGCCCCAUAUUUGGUUUGAGGAUUGCAGAUUGUUCUGCAUUUCUGAAUUAUUUGAGAAAAAUAUUGUUUAAGAACUUAUUUUUUUUUCAAGCAUGUUGAAAAGGAUUUUGCAACAUGGCUUGGGAGUACAUUAAUGUAAUUCAGCAUGUAUUUGAUAAAAAAAAAAAAGAUAUUUCAACUUUUUGCAAUUUAUUGUACAGUGCAUGGUAACUUAUUUUCAUUUUUUCUCACCUUCAAAUUGAAUUCUACAGCAAAAUACUGGAUUCAUGUGGCCAUUGUAAGAUGUCUUCAAUAAAUUUCUUUUCAGCACCAGCAUCAUUCAUUCAAGGGUUGAAGUAUCAUUUCUUGAAGGUUUUGGAAAGAGGAAAAGUGAAUCACGAGGAAAAAUCAUUGAUUUUUAGGAGAUAAAUUUAAACAUUUUAUUUGCACUAAACCAAAUUAAUUGCUACAAUCUUGAGAUUAUAAAAGCAGCAAAGAUUACUAGUUCUUACAGUUCUGCUGUAAAGUUCGGUUUUCAUCAACUACAUUUGUGUUGGCAAAGAGAUAAUUAGGUAAUAUCAGUCUGAAAAUGUCAAUUUUUGGUUCGUAAAUAGCCUUAAAGAAAGCUUAUGGGUACCUCUCAGGCAGUUAUUUGACACCAUUACCAGAACCCUCAUUGCAGUCAACAGAUCUCCAAAACCCUGGUUUUUGUAGCAGACAGUAACUGCCAUUGGGUGGUGCUGUGAGUUCAAGCUUCUCAUUAAAUUACAUGAUUUAAAGGGAAUAUAACUGGCUAACAUUUAAUAAUAAAAUGUCCCUUUUUUUCUGGGUCUUUGUAUGCCUUUAUUACCUACUUAAGGUUUAAUAUUGAAACCUUGCAAUAAUUUUUGAAAUACACAUUGCAUUUACCUUUCAGGCCACACAGAAUUAUUCUGAUUUUAUUUGAAAAUCUGUUCAUGUUUCCCAUUGAGAAAUUGUACAUGCCUCAUUAGAGGGCCAAAGUAAUAAUAGUAUACUUAAAAUUGCCUUUUACUUUGUGCAAUAUCAUAUAAGUGGAGAUUGUGUCUUGUCUUCAGAGUUUAUAUAAUGGAUCGUUGUUAAGUUAAUGAACAGACUGGUAAAAUUAUAUUUAUUGAAAUAAUUUAGACACCUGUCUACCAGCAGCAAAUAAAUGCUAUCAACAUGCAGUCUACAAUAUUCCCUAGGGUAAAAGAAAAAUACAUAACCAUUUUCCUGAUACUGUGAGAUGUGCGCACACAUUGCUGUGUUCAUUGUCCUAUACAAAUUAUUUCCAAUUUUAAAAUCAAGGACACAAUGCAUGGAAGGUUUGUACAUACUUGUCAUUAUGCAGUAUUUAUUUAAAAAAAAAUUAAUGUAUUUUUUUUAAUUUUCACAUGUCUGCAACUCUACUUAUGGUUUAGUCAUGUAAAUAGCACUAUUCCAGUGAUCACUGCUGUCUUGUACAUACUAUGUUUUAAAAAGUUAAAAGGAAUUACAGUUGGGAAAAAAAAAAAAAGGGCAGAUUAGGGCCUGUAAUGAACACCAACUAAUGUAAAUCGAACUCAUUCUGGUGAUGGUAUUUAACACUUUAAAUAAAACAUUUUCUUUACAGAA